Messenger RNA from Cyphellophora attinorum, 753 nucleotides. RefSeq names its product Sedoheptulose 1,7-bisphosphatase. Gene Ontology annotation, biological process: ribose phosphate biosynthetic process. The coding region runs from base 1 to 753 and encodes 250 amino acids. NCBI's taxonomy places the organism in Eukaryota, Fungi, Ascomycota, Eurotiomycetes, Chaetothyriales, Cyphellophoraceae. Gene Ontology annotation, molecular function: sedoheptulose-bisphosphatase activity. The transcript is spliced from 2 exons. The record is from RefSeq and is a predicted model, not a curated record.
AUGGCGAAGACGACGCCUCGCUGCUUCAUCGUGCGGCAUGGCGAGACAGAAUGGUCGAUAUCUGGGAAGCACACAGGCACAACAGACUUGCCACUGACCAAGAACGGCGAAAAGCGUGUGCGAGCUACCGGCCGAGCACUUGUGGGCGAUGACAGACUAAUCGCACCGAAACACCUUGUGCACAUCUACGUCUCUCCCCGCCAACGGGCCCAACGCACCCUUGAGCUCCUCGACAUCGGCUGCCACGACCCCUUCCCCUGGCAAUCAUCCUCUUCCGCACCUCAACAACCCGCCCGAACCGAUGCCCGCGUGACAAUCACCCCCGCCAUCGCCGAAUGGGACUACGGCGCCUACGAAGGCAUAACCUCCGCCGAGAUCCGCACCCGCCUCGCCGACGCCGGCAAGCCCACCGACUGGGACAUCUGGCGCGACGGCUGUCCCGACGGUGAGUCACCGGAGCAGAUCAUCGAGCGAGUGGAUGGGUUGAUUGCGGAGAUCAGGGAGAAGUAUCAUAAGCCUGUGAUUGGGAGGCCAAUUAGUGAGACGCAGGGAAAGGGAGAUGUGAUGGUUGUUGGGCACGGGCAUAUUUUGAGGGCGUUUGCGAUUAGGUGGAUUGGGAAGCCGUUGACGGAGACGGCAUUCAUCAUGGAUGCGGGUGGUGUGGGGACGCUGAGUUACGAGCAUCAUAGGAUUGAGGAGCCGGCAAUAUUGCUGGGUGGGGGAUUUGUCGUUGGUGAUGAGGAUGGGAAGUAG